AUGGCUUCCAUCCAGGACCGUGCUCAGCACGCCAUAGCUCAGCUUGACAAGGAGCUCUCCAAGUACCCUGUCCUCAACAACCUCGAGCGUCAGAGCUCCGUCCCCAAGGUCUAUGUCGUCCUCGGUCUGGUUGGCAUCUACUUCUUCCUGGUCUUCUUCAACAUCGCCGGUGAAUUCCUCGUCAACCUGGCGGGUUUCAUCAUCCCGGCCUACUACUCUCUCAAUGCUCUGUUCACCGCCGGCACCGCCGAUGACACCCAGUGGCUGACGUACUGGGUUGUGUAUGCCCUCUUCACCGUGUUGGAGAGUGCCAUCAGCGCUCCCUACUGGUUCCCCUUCUACUACAUCUUCAAGCUUGCCCUCGUCCUCUGGAUGGCUCUUCCCCAGACCAACGGCGCUCAAAUCGUCUUCCACUCCUUCCUCCAGCCGGUGCUGGGCCGCUUCUUCGCCAGCGGCUCCACCUCUGCCAACCUUCGGGCCCAGGCCGAUGCCGCUACCAAGUCCCAGUAG
Messenger RNA from Aspergillus terreus NIH2624, 510 nucleotides. RefSeq names its product putative membrane biogenesis protein (Yop1) (gene yop1). The record is from RefSeq and is a predicted model, not a curated record. The transcript is spliced from 6 exons. Lineage: Eukaryota; Fungi; Ascomycota; Eurotiomycetes; Eurotiales; Aspergillaceae. Bases 1 to 510 code for a protein of 169 amino acids.